Messenger RNA from Bipolaris victoriae FI3, 1698 nucleotides. RefSeq lists its product as hypothetical. Gene Ontology annotation, molecular function: nucleobase transmembrane transporter activity. Gene Ontology annotation, biological process: nucleobase transport; transmembrane transport. Gene Ontology annotation, cellular component: plasma membrane. Lineage: Eukaryota; Fungi; Ascomycota; Dothideomycetes; Pleosporales; Pleosporaceae. The coding region runs from base 1 to 1698 and encodes 565 amino acids. The transcript is spliced from 3 exons. The record is from RefSeq and is a predicted model, not a curated record.
AUGUUGUCCGCGACCUCCCUCCGCAACCGCAGCCAUGCGGCAAAAGAAAAGGCAAAGAUGCGUCUCACGCAGCCGUCGAGCUGGCAGUUACCCAAACAAAACAGCAGCAUUGCCCCUGGUUAUGUUUGGACGAAUGCGGAUAUGGAGCCCGUCCCCCCGGAGAAGCGCACAUGGGGUAAAAGCGCUUUCAUCACAUAUUGGUUUAGCGAUCUAGUCACCAUUUCGACAUGGAGCUCUGGUUCUGCCAUCUUGACAAUAGGCUUGACAGCGACUGAUGCAGUACUCAUUGUGCUCGUUGCGGCCCUAUGCAAUGCUGUACCAACAGUACUCAACGGAGCGAUAGGCUCAAAUCUUCACAUCCCUUUCCCUAUCGCAUCGCGCGCAAGUUUUGGAUACUGGUUCAGCUAUUUCGCAGUCGUCAGUCGGGGCGUCUUGGCAAUGUUUUGGUUCGGAGUACAAACAGCGAAUGGAGGUACAUGUGUUGCCGCUAUUAUCAAUUCGAUAUGGCCCAGCUUCCGGACAAUGGCAAAUCACCUCCCUGAAUCAGUUGGUCUUACUACAGCCGGGAUGAUAUCGUACUUCCUAUACUGGCUCAUCCAAUUUCCGUUCCUGCUCAUUCCUACGCACAAACUGCAAUACAUGUUCUGGGUCAAAACAGUAUUGCUGCCGCCAGUCGCUAUUGGUAUGACCAUCUGGGUAGCUGUCCAAGCUGGUGGUAACGGCACAUUUUUCACACGCCCACCUACCUUGCAUGGUUCCGAACGAGCUUGGUUGUGGCUAUCGAGCAUGACUAGCAUCACCGGCGGCUACAGCACGCUCGCGGUGAACAUUCCCGACUUUUCGCGCUUCAGCAGAGACCCACGAGCACAGUACUGGCAACUCCCUGUUAUCCCAUUUUUCAAAACCAUGGUCGCUCUCAUGGGUAUCGUUUCCGCGUCUGCUGCACAGGAAAUCUGGGGUAAGGCCUAUUGGACGCCUCUUCAGAUCAUCGACACUUGGAUGGAUACACCCGGCGGUCGAGCAGCAGCAUUCUUUUGCGCCUCUAUCUGGUUGAUUGGUCAACUGAGCGUGAACAUCAGCGCAAAUGCCGUAUCCUUUGCCAAUGAUGUCACAACAAUAGCGCCGAGAUAUUUCAACGUGCGACGAGGAUCCAUUCUGGUAGCCUUCAUGGGUGGCUGGGCGCUGUGUCCAUGGAUCAUCGUCGCAUCGGGAAAAGCAUUCUUGAACUUCAUGAGCGCAUACGCAAUCUUCAUGGCACCAAUGGCCGGUGUGCUUUUCACAGACUAUUGGCUAGUUAAGCAUAGAAAGUACGACGUUCCCGCGUUGUACGACCCGCGCGGCAUUUAUCGAUACGGUCGCUAUGGCAUCAACUGGCGCGCCGCUAUGGCGACAUUUAUCACUAUCAUACCCUUGCUACCAGGACUAGCCAACAAGGUCAAUCCGGAUCUGAAACUCACGGAGGGUCUUCGGAACCUCUUCACAUUCAACUGGCUUUACGGCUUCUUUCUUUCAAUGUUCUUGUACUACUUUUCUAAUUUCUUCUUCCCUGAACGCGAUACGCUGAUCUCGCACGUGGUUACUGGUUUCGAACAUCUAGAUGGCGUCGAUGUGGAAUGCGAGAUAAGUAGCUACACCAAGGAUGGCGAUAUCGAAGCAUCUAAAGGAGGCCCUGAGAUGAAAGUAUCCCAGGAGCCAUGA